This is a messenger RNA of Hyalella azteca, 642 nucleotides long. Its product is annotated as glutamate receptor ionotropic, kainate 2-like. The annotation marks the transcript as partial. NCBI's taxonomy places the organism in Eukaryota, Metazoa, Arthropoda, Malacostraca, Amphipoda, Hyalellidae. Gene Ontology annotation, molecular function: glutamate-gated receptor activity. The record is from RefSeq and is a predicted model, not a curated record. Gene Ontology annotation, cellular component: membrane. The transcript is spliced from 5 exons.
AUGUUCAAUUUGCUACGGAACUGGCGCUGGUGUACGACGCGGUGCAGCUGUUCGCCAGAGCGCUCAGCGACCUCGACAAGACGCGGGCCAUCGAAGUGCUGCCGCUCAACUGCUCCAAGGAGCAAGUCUGGCCACUUGGAGCCACUCUCGUCAACUACAUCAAGUGGGUUGAGCUGUACGGCUUCUCUGGACUGGUGCGUUUCAACGCAUGUUUUAACGUUGAAUGUUAAGGUUGAGCUGUACGGCUUCUCUGGACUGGUGCGUUUCAACGCAGACGGGGCGAGGAGCGACGUUAAGCUUGACGUCGUCGCCCUCACUGAGGGAGGCCUGCGCGUCAUCGGCCGGUGGGAUCCAAUCGGAGGUGCGAAUUUCACGCUACCUGGUGACUCUGCCGCACGUCGAGCGGUGAAAUCGAUGCGUAACUCGCAACUCAAAAUCCUGUCCAUUCUGUCGCCCCCUUUCGCCAUGAGGGCACCUGAGGGGUCUAGUUCUGCUUACGAGGGCAUCAGCGUCGACCUGGCGAGGGAAAUAUCCAGGCUGCUGGGUUUCAACUACACCUUCAACCCUGCGCUGGAUGAGUACGGCGAGUUCAACCCAACUCAACAACGAUGGACAGGACUCACUGGAGAGAUUGUUGAAAAG